ACGAUGCCCCGCAGCCCCGGCGCGGCCUGAAGCCAUCUUGCCCCGCGCGUGUCCCGCAGAGCCAGCGCCGCCAUGGACGUGUUCAUGAAGGGCUUGUCCAAGGCCAAGGAGGGGGUGGUGGCCGCCGCCGAGAAGACCAAGCAGGGGGUGGCCGAGGCGGCCGAGAAGACCAAGGAGGGCGUCCUCUACAUGGGAAGCAAGACUCAAGGCGUGGUGCAGGGCGUCACCUCAGUGGCUGAGAAGACCAAGGAGCAGGCCUCCCAGCUGGGCGGCGCCGUCUUCUCGGGGGCCGGCAACAUCGCGGCCGCCACCGGGCUGGUCAAGAAGGAGGAGUUUCCCACUGACCUCAAGCCGGAGGAGGUGGCGCAGGAGGCUGUGGAGGAGCCGCUGAUCGAGCCCCUGCUGGAGCCGGAGGGCGAGAGCUACGAGGAGCCACCGCAGGAGGACUACCAGGAGUACGAGCCCGAGGCGUAGCAGCUGCGGCCCCGACUCUUCCACCAGCAGCACAAGACCCAAGCCGCCCGUGCCCGCCCCCCGUGCUGGGGCCAGCGGGCAGUGGAGCCCCGUCCCCCCAUCCCUCACGAGUUCUUCCUCCGGUCCGGCCCCAGGGACCUGGCCGCGUCCAUGUCUCCAUGUCGUGUUGUGUAGCGUGCCCGGAGCCCCCCCUGCUGCCCGUGUGACCAGGCGUGCGCACCCCGUGUCCCUCCCGGGGCUGCCCACCCUGCGCCCACGCGUGUGCUGCCCAUCCCGCUGUACAUUGGCCUGCACGUGCCUCGGCCCCCUGCCCCGCAGCCCCCCCUUUCCGCUCCCACGCUCUGUGUUGUGACCGUGGCAUGGACGUGCCCCCCGCUGUCGCCGUGUGUGUCGUGUGCCGCGGGCGGCUGCCAGUGACACAGCCGCCCCGUGUCCGUGAAUAAAGACAACUCCUGUCUGUA
Gavialis gangeticus (Gharial) is the source of this 935-nucleotide messenger RNA. RefSeq names its product synuclein beta (gene SNCB). Gene Ontology annotation, molecular function: cuprous ion binding. The transcript has 5 exons. The record is from RefSeq and is a predicted model, not a curated record. Gene Ontology annotation, biological process: synapse organization; synaptic vesicle endocytosis; chemical synaptic transmission. Lineage: Eukaryota; Metazoa; Chordata; Crocodylia; Gavialidae. Gene Ontology annotation, cellular component: neuronal cell body; axon terminus; cytoplasm. The coding region runs from base 73 to 474 and encodes 133 amino acids.